Molecule: messenger RNA, 3966 nt
Organism: Anopheles moucheti
Lineage: Eukaryota; Metazoa; Arthropoda; Insecta; Diptera; Culicidae
Gene: knockout
Exons: 7
Coding region: 467-3493 (1008 amino acids)
Biological process (GO): positive regulation of transcription by RNA polymerase II
Cellular component (GO): cytoplasm; nucleus
Molecular function (GO): RNA polymerase II transcription regulatory region sequence-specific DNA binding; DNA-binding transcription activator activity, RNA polymerase II-specific
Source: RefSeq, a predicted model, not a curated record
CGCGAUCGCGUCCAGGAACUCGAUCCUUACCGUAGCCGAUCCAUCUGCCCCAGCCCUGCCCUUAAGGUCCGUGUGCUGAUAUUGCGUACGAUCCAGUGAUCCAGUAGGGGGGGCCAGGUGGGUUGAGUGUGGGUCUGUGUGCUCUAAUGAUACGCUAUCAAGCAUCGGAACGCGACCACCGCCGAGGGAUCACCGUGCUGAUAGCAGCAAAAACGGAGAAGCAUUAAUCAUCCGGAACUCGAGCUCCCAACCCAGUGUCUCUAGGCCGGAGGGAGUAAAAGCGACGAACCUUUGCUGAGGAGCUUUUUUUGUGCUGAACACGGACACGGAUAGGGGAGGAUACGAACUUCCCACCGGCUGGCUUUCCGCUCUCCCUUCCUGCGCGUAUCGUCUAACCCGGAACAAAUUUAGAACGGGCGCAACGGAGCAACCAGAUAUAUGCCGAUCGACGCCGAUCGCCUCCAGGAUGAGCACGAACUCGCCCGGAACGCCGAAGAAGUGUCGGCUGAUACUGCAACAAUGUCUUGCGAUACAGCUGACCAAACCGGGCAACCCGCCCGAAGACUUCUGGAUGUACGACAGCGGCUACACGAUCUUCCAGAAUUUUCUAUCAGCUAACCUUCAAUGCUGGUGGAACGCACCGUUGGCGGCGGCCACGAAGGUACUCAAAUAUCUUGGACACAUUUCGCCCGGCAUGCUGCUGAUAACGGCCGAACCAUGCGCGCUGGAAAUCAUCCGCAGUGCCUACGCCCGCAGCGUCCUCAAACCACCGGCCACCUAUCUGAUCAACUCCGUCGGUGACAUCGAUGAUUGUAUUGUGACGCCUAUCGUUCAGACACAGUUUACUCCACUCACGGAAGCGCUCUGCGACGUGAUCAUGGAACUCACAUCCCAAGGACAGUCCGCCACCAUCGAGAACAUACGCAACCGAUUGCGUUCUAGGUUCACCCAUAUGCAGCAACCAUCGGUAGAAGUCAUCUACGAUACGCUUGUGCAGCUAAUGCAAGAAAUCAAAAUCUACCAAACAUCCAAAGGAUACUUUAUCGUCACGCCAGAGAAACGACGGAACAAAACGAACGCUUCGCUCGAGUACGGAUUCUCUGGUGUCGAGCUGGACAGUGCAGCACCGACGAAAGAGUCCAAAACGUUGCUGAUGAGCAGCCACGAAGCACUCAGCAGUCUGUACGGUGAGAUUUCGACCGUGCGGGACGGCGACCAGACGCACCAAUGCAUCCAGACCAACCUGGCCGACGUGAUCUGUGGUGGGAAUCCGAACGACAAGAUACUCUAUCCGCGUUCGGCCAGCAAGCAACGCAGCGCCUCGUUCCCGAGCAAUGGCAAAACCCUCGAACGACGCCAUAGUUUACGCUUCUUUGGUUCGUCCAAGCGACUCCAGCGGUCUGCCUCUACGAGAAGCCUCUCCAAGAACUAUGCGCAAACGAUCACCAAGGAUGGUACGAUGGCACCGUUGGCAACACCCGAGCUGCCAGCAGCCACACUGGAUCCGAAAAAACAAGCCUCUUCUCAAUCACUACUAUCGCGCAUCUUCCGACGAAGCACACGCUCAAAGAGCAAAUCGAAGCAGAUUGAAACGUACUCGGCCCAGUUUCCGCCACCGGAAUGGUUCAAUUCGAAGACCACCCAUCUACACAGUGUAGGCACGCAGACGACGGACUAUUUGGACUUUCCCAUCAAGUCGCGCCUGUUAAACUCCACCUUCUACGAUAGUUCGGACGUAAGUCAACGGUCCCUAUCGCUCCCGAGACGACGGCACCACCGACGCAACCUUUCCAGUGAGUCAACGUUCUUCAUCUCGUCCCGCGACUGUUCGCCGGUGCGCCGCGGCAAGAGCCCCGGGUCGUACUACUGUGGCAGUUUGCCCCGCUCGAUACACUCCACACCGGCCAGCUCCGGGUACUAUAAGGUGUCGCGCAGCAAACAGCUCUCCUCCGCCGACAAGCUGCACAGCGGCGACAGUCAGGGAAAGAUGGAACACAAAACUAGUCGCAGCCUUGGCAUUGCCAGCGGUCCAUCCAGCAUCGACAGUGGCAAGAUGACGUACGUCACGUCCGGACCGUCGAGCUUCGACAGCGAGAAGCUGUCCUCCACGCGUACCAGCACCCAUUCCAGCCUGGAAUCGCACGUAUCUUCCUCCACCAUUACAACAGCCAUUCAGCAGCAGCAGCAACAGCAACAGCAGCAGUCGGGCAAUUCUAGUUUGUUCAGCAUCAGCAACGACACGAAACCACCUCCCGUCUCAGGCAGCCCGCAGUCGGGUAGUCCUAGCCGAGGAGCACCAAAUGGUACCGCGAAGCCGUCGCCAUCUGCACCGGGAACUGUUACAACGGUCAUGACGGCGGUGGCAUCGACGACCAAAGCCAACAACAGUUACAAGUGCUUCGAGACCACGUUCGGCUAUACGAGCACCAAUACCGGCGGUGGCAUAAAGGGCAACACACCGACAGCGCUUGCCGGCAGAACGUCUAAAAGUCCGGCACUCGGUGGCAUCAGUCUCACCAAACCGAUCGAUCACCUGACAGCGCUCAGUGAAUCUUUGCUGCAGUUCCGCCUAAGCGGUGACUCAACGUCGAACUCGGGAGGUUCAUCCGGAUCGUCGCCACCCGGCUCGACGACCCACACGAUACCGGUGCAGCAGAACGGAACGCCAGAACUUAACAAGUACAACAAAAACAGCACCAUGAACAAUAGCAAACCGUUCCAACCGAUGACGACCGCACCCGUCCAACCGCCGGCCAAUUUCUUCUACAAAAAUGUCCUCAAAAACAUACAGCACGACAGCAAGAACAUCUGCGGCGAUCUCGCAGUGGAGAAGACAUCGCCCACCAGGACCUACGAUGAGGGGACCGGUCGGAUCGGGCUGCAGAGCAAUCUGCGCCGUUCAAACUCCGAGAUCAAGAAGCUUAACGCGAACCCGGCACGCGAAGGGAAGCUAGCGGAAGCUGACGAUCCGAAGGGUUGCGGCCAGACAGUCCCACCCGCUCAACCGCUCAGCGGAUUGAUCGUGAUGAAAAAGAGCCUAUCGGUGUCGAGCGAACCGAACCUGCUGGCGAACGGUGAUAGCAAGGCGGCACAGAUCACGAUACUGGUGCAGGAGAACGGUACGAACGGUACCGAGCGGGACAGCGGUGGUGAUGCCGACGGUCGCAAACGCUACUCGCACUACGAUGAGCUGGAUCGGCGGUUUAGCUACCAGAAUGGGGCCCGCGAUGAACCGCUCGUGCUGGAGGAGAUGUACGAGUUCCCGAGUCUGUCCGAUCUGAGCUUCAACUUUACGUCGCUGGCAGCGCAGAAGAUCCUGCAGGGCGAUGCCAGCCUGAACAGCAUCGAUACGCUCGUCGAGCUGAACAUUAAUCAGGAGAAGCAGCAGACACUGAUGCGGCUCAAGAACGAUGCGCGUCUGUUGGCCCAAACGGUUACCCCACCCGCCGAACCGGAUGCGACCAAGGUGAUGACGGACUUUGGGAUGGUUUGAGCACACAUCGGUACACACACUCACACCCUCCGACCGCACACAACAUACACUCUCCCCUUCACAAACACACAUAUAAAAAGUGCCAAUAUCUUAGGAGCUUAUUAGUAGCAACAUUAGUUGGGCGGUUAAGUGUAAUAGGAGCAGAUUGUACGACGAAAUGGCGUAUCAAUCAGCCGAGCUUUACCCGCGCUGGGAGACUAUACCGGUGUUGGGCUGGGGUUUGGCUAAUCGUCGCCCAACAUUGCGGCACCUUACCCUCCCAGCAGUGGACGCAAACACCCGAGCAUAUGUAAUCGUGUAACAAUCGUUUUUUUAAGAACACACUAAGGAAGGCGCGAGAAGAGUUUUAUCUAACCUGUUGUACAGAAAGCAAUUAAAAAAAAAGACGUUACAAACAAUAACAGCAUUACUCAUACGAACGACUCGAGCCUGACAACCAAUGUAUAAGCGGAUAAUAAAGAACGAAACCUAUU